AUGGCAUACAAUUACCGGAGACUUGAAGCAGGAGGUGAGCUCAUAAAUAUUGUAUGCGCGGCGGCGGCGGUGCCGGCCGCGACACUCCAUGCACACCGUCACCGUGUUGCAAGCAUUAACAUGUGCACUGUGCCAGCCUUAAAAGCAUUAGAAAUUGCUUCCAGGAAAAAUUGUAAAACAAUCCGCAGUAACGAGUCUGUGUCGCGAACACUUGAAGUUCCCCGUGAAGAGAAGGUUGUGCAAACAAUAUUCUCGACACACAGGGAACUCAACUCGUUGGCGCCCAAAAUGACUGCCGAAAUUGCUUUCUUAAAUGCAAAUGAAAGUAAACAGGAAAAUAGACGAAUAAAUAAUUUAGCCAAGGAGUCGCAACUCUUCGCGGGGCGCAGGCGGCGCGCCUCGUGUCUGAGCGAUAAGAAUUAG
Spodoptera exigua (beet armyworm) is the source of this 423-nucleotide messenger RNA. NCBI's taxonomy places the organism in Eukaryota, Metazoa, Arthropoda, Insecta, Lepidoptera, Noctuidae. The record is from the annotation of a GenBank genome assembly.